AUGGCACCACAGUCUCCCCCGCGUUCUCGCCGUCGCACCUCGCAGAGCUCUUCUGGAAGCUCGAGCAGCUUUAAUACCUCCUCGUCAUCUAGUUCUUCCCAGUCCUCCUUGGACGAGGAUGCUGUCAAUAUGCGCGUCACGCCGUACUGGUGUGCGUAUCGCUGUGUCAUCGAGAGCCGAGGGUUCCGGCUCGACACCUACAAGGACGUCAAGGCCUGGUAUCACGAGUACUGGGCCAGCCUCGGUUCCCAGGGCCAUACCGUGUCGAUGGAUCUGCCAGGCUACAUCCGAGCGUGCCGCGGCAAGGAUGAGAAUGAGCUCUGUAGGGACGAUGGGUUGCCGGAACGUUUGUUUCGCGGAACCCAAUGUUCCUCGGGUGUGAAGGUCGUCAUCAAAGCCGUACAUCUGUAUAGUCGUGAGUACGAUGUCAUCCGGCAUCUUUCCAGCCCCACCCUCAGAAGCCAUCCUAUGAACCACUGUAUUCCGGUGCUGGAUCUCAUCGAGGUGCCAAGAGACAACCUCGCCUUCAUCGUGAUGAAAGAAUGGUCCGCACAACUAGUCGCCGAUACCCCCUGCAAUCUUGGUCUUUGCCUGAGCGCGCUACGCCAAUGUAUAGAACACAUCGCCUUCAUGCACGCACAGCACAUCGCACAUCUAGACGUCUCCUUACGCAACAUUCUCACGGACUACAGGGGCAAUUACGCUUGCAUCGAUUACGAACUCAGCACACGAUACGACGGCGUCGCCACCCCCCGCAUCUCUAACGCUCGAGGCACGGAGAUCCCUCCAGAACUAGAGCGAGGCGAGUGCAGCGACCCAUACAAGGUCGAUGUAUACGCGCUGGGCGUUCUUCUGCUCAGGGCGAUGGAACUCACAGGUUACGACGUCCCGGAGCUCCACUCCCUUGUCAAGCCCAUGCUCUCUCAUCGAUUCGAGCAGCGUCCUACGGCGCAUCAGGUGCUCAUAUCCUACAACGCGAUGGUGGCGAGGAUCCACCCUUCGAGAUUGCGACUACUUCCGCAUCAGUCAUGA
Messenger RNA from Trametes versicolor FP-101664 SS1, 1032 nucleotides. RefSeq lists its product as uncharacterized. Gene Ontology annotation, molecular function: ATP binding; protein kinase activity. Gene Ontology annotation, biological process: protein phosphorylation. The transcript is spliced from 5 exons. Bases 1 to 1032 code for a protein of 343 amino acids. The record is from RefSeq and is a predicted model, not a curated record. Lineage: Eukaryota; Fungi; Basidiomycota; Agaricomycetes; Polyporales; Polyporaceae.